Molecule: messenger RNA, 570 nt
Organism: Emiliania huxleyi CCMP1516
Lineage: Eukaryota; Haptophyta; Isochrysidales; Noelaerhabdaceae
Exons: 1
Coding region: 1-570 (189 amino acids)
Source: RefSeq, a predicted model, not a curated record
AUGCUUGCCGCCAUCGCCCUCUCGUGCUGCCUGACCGCGUCUGGCCCACGCAGGCGUGUGCCUUUCGUCAAUCACCAUGUGCAUCAGCGCACGCACCGUCGCUUGCUGCCGCUCGUGCUGGCACAGCAGGAUCCCGGACAGUGGACGCCGCCGCCCAAGCUGGAUGCUGAUGUGGCAGUGCUCCUGUGGUACAGUGGCUGGUCCACUGUCUUUCGCAGUGCGGCGUAUCGCUAUCAGUUGAGCGGGCUGCCGUGGAAGCGGCUCGACCAGAUUGGGCUCGACUUGCCGGCUCUCAACAACGCGCUCGGCGAAGGGGCGGCCCUGGCGGCGACCUGGGUCGCAGCCGCUCUGCUGACGGGCGUGCUCGAGAGCGAUGCGCGAAGGUACGACCAAACGAGGGUGCUGCUGACCUGGACGAUGGCGGCCUCGGCCGCGCAGGCGGUCAAGUACAGUGCAGGGUGGAACGCAGGGGACGGGAGCUUCAAGACCGGCGACGCGAUCACGGACGCGGCGAUGACGCUGGUGCUGAUGUGGGCCUUGCGUGUGUUUGAGGAGCGCGGUGUCCUCUGA